Molecule: messenger RNA, 2240 nt
Organism: Durio zibethinus
Lineage: Eukaryota; Viridiplantae; Streptophyta; Magnoliopsida; Malvales; Malvaceae
Product: putative GPI-anchored protein At1g61900
Cellular component (GO): plasma membrane
Source: RefSeq, a predicted model, not a curated record
GUCAGUGUUGAGUUACAAUAAAGAUGAUUAUGGUAUGCCAUGUUGGACAUUUGGGUUGUUAGGUGUGGAUCAUAAGUAACCCACAGGGCUCAUGUCCGUUAUAUAUUGAGCUGGAUUAAGAAACAAUCUGCCAGUUGGGCUAGACAUAGGCCCUUUUUAGUCACCUGUCAGGCCCAACAAAAAUUAAUUUUAUUAGAAAAUGUUAGAUACCCAAGGAACCAUCACCAGAAAUAUUAAAAACUCUCAACCAACAGCCACGUGCCAGAUCACAAACCCAAACAGCAUUCACACGUCCGAGAAACAUUGCCCUCACAUUUGUCAAAGAUGACUUGCAAACCAAGUGGUAGAAGGGAGGAGAGAGAGAGAGAGAUAGAAAAGGAAAAGAAGGGCAAUUGAUGGCGUUAAUGCACAAGUGGGUGUGUUUAUAUCUGGGUGUUUAAUUUCGAUUGUGGGGUCUACUGUCUCGAGAGGACAGCUAUUUUCAUUACUCCUCACUGCUUUCCUUUUUUUUUAUUAAGUCCCCACCACUCUUUGAAUUGAAGCUCAUUCAUGGUUUUUCUGGGCACUCUUCUCUCUCUGUCUGUCAUGUCUUCUUCCUUUCCUUUCUUACAUUCCCACUCUUCCCUCACUCCUUAACCAUUGUUCUAAUCUCUUUUCCACUUUUGGGUUUUUUUUCUUGCUUUGCAACCUUAUUUUUAUCAAGGGAAAGAAGACAUGAGUGCUGGGGUGUCUCUAAAGCACAGUGUCAGCAUGCUACUCCUUGAGUUGCUUAUGUGUUUUGCCUGCUUCCAUGAAUGUUUAUCCAGCCCACUGGAUCAUCUUAAAGGUUAUAUGUUAACAGGAAGCGGAGCAGAUGCUUUCUUACCUGAAAUUACUCCGAGUGCAGCUCCUCAGCCAUUUCUUCCUCUUCUUGCACCCUCUCCAUUGUCACCCUUCACAAAUAGUAUUGUUCCCAAAUUAUCAGGACUCUGUAUGUUAAAUUUCACUGCUGCUCAAAGCUUGAUGAGCAUGACCUCAAUUGAUUGUUGGGCUGCAUUUGCUCCGUUGUUGGCAAAUGUAAUAUGUUGUCCGCAGCUACAUGCAACUCUUGUGAUACUUGUUGGUCAAUCAAGUCAAGAAACUGGUGUGCUUGCUCUAAACAGAACUCUUGCCAAGCCUUGCCUCUCAGAUAUUGAGCAAGUCUUGGCGGGCCAGGGUGCUGGUGAUAAUCUCAAGCAGAUUUGCUCUAUUCAUCCAUCAAACCUUACUGAAGCAUCUUGCCCAGUAAAAGAUGUUGAUGAAUUUGAGAACAGUGUAAAUUCCGCUGAGCUCCUUGCUUCAUGUGAAAAGAUUGAUCCUGUGAAAGAAUGUUGUGACCAAGUUUGUCAAGGUGCCAUAUCUGAUGCCGCAACAAGACUUGCACUGAAAGCUUCUGAUCCUUUGAGCAUGGAUGGGCCCCAUGUUUUACCUGAGCAUUCAACAAGGGUAAAUGAUUGUAAAACUGUUGUUCUUCGGUGGCUGGCAAGUAAACUUGACCCUUAUCAUGCAAAGGAAGUUCUUAGAGGACUAACCAAUUGCAAUGUUAACAAAGUUUGCCCUCUUGUUUUCCCCAAUAUGAGGCAUGUUGCGAACAGCUGUGGAAAUGGAAUAAUUAACCAGACAGCUUGUUGUGAUGCUAUGGAUAGCUAUGUCUCUCACUUGCAAAAGCAGACCCUUAUCACCAACUUACAAGCUUUGGAUUGUGCCACCUCACUAGGGUUGAAGCUACAGAAAUACAAUAUCACCAAAAAUGUUUAUAACCUAUGUCACAUAAGCCUCAAGGAUUUUUCCCUUCAAGUUGGAAGUCAGGUAUCUGGAUGCCUCCUGCCAAGCUUGCCCUCUGAUGCGACAUUUGACAAGUUCUCUGGAAUCAGUUUCAUUUGCGAUCUAAAUGAUAAUAUUCCUGCUCCAUGGCCCAGUCUGUCACUACUGCCGGCUUCAUCAUGCAAUAAAACUGUCAGAAUUCCUGCACUACCUGCAGCAACUAAUGCUCAAAGUGGUCUUUACAAUGAAUGUGUUGCAGUUUAUCUUCUCAAUGCAUGUUCAAUGGCCCUAAUGAUGCUCUUACAGUUCUAGUUUGAGCUAUAGGCUAAUUCAAUCUUUUUCCGUAAGUGCAUGAUGUAAGUCAAGGAUAAUUGGAUAAAAUCUUCUCAAGAAAUUGUGUUACACUAUGAUGCAGCCGUGACCUCUGUUUAUUGAAAGUUUAAUCAGUAGCAACUCUC